Messenger RNA from Mytilus trossulus (common blue mussel), 1382 nucleotides. Its product is annotated as NADH dehydrogenase [ubiquinone] 1 alpha subcomplex subunit 9, mitochondrial-like. Gene Ontology annotation, cellular component: mitochondrion. The coding region runs from base 70 to 1263 and encodes 397 amino acids. Gene Ontology annotation, molecular function: protein-containing complex binding. The record is from RefSeq and is a predicted model, not a curated record. The transcript has 11 exons. Lineage: Eukaryota; Metazoa; Mollusca; Bivalvia; Mytilida; Mytilidae.
UUCAAGUGUUUAAAAGAUCGAAUUUGUCAUCCUCAAAAGAAAGCUUCUACAUUACAUUGUCAACCAAGAAUGGCAACUCUGACCGUGAGACAGGUCAUUGGUCUUGGCCGGAAAGACUUGCCAAGAUGUAUUGGCUACUAUACAGUGCAGAAAAGAGAUAGAAGUGAUGUUACUAUACAAAACUACAAGAGAGGAACUGGUGGCCGAUCGUCUUUCAGUGGAGAAGUAGUUACGGUUUUUGGAUCAACUGGAUUCUUAGGAAGAUUUAUAGUGAAUAGAUUAGGAAAGACAGGAAGUCAGAUUAUAUUACCAUGGCGAGGAGAUGAUGCUAGAUGUUGGGGUAUGAAGCCUUCCGCAGAUUUAGGACAAUUAAUUAUGCAUGAAAUUGAUGUGCGAAAUGAUGAUGACAUUAGAAAAGUUUUGAAAUACUCUACUGCAGUAGUCAACCUCAUUGGAAGAGAAUUUGAAACAAGAAAUUUUAAUUACGAUGAUGUACAUAAUGUCACUGCUAGGAAAAUCGCAAAAUAUUCAAAAGAAGCUGGAGUUAAAAAAUUGCUACAUUUUUCCUCAUUAAAUGCAAGUCCUAACCCACCAGAAUGUUUGAAAAAGGGUGGCUCAGAUUUCCUCAAAAGUAAGUAUGCAGGAGAAGUAGCUGUACGAGAAGAGUUCCCAGAGGCCAUCAUAUUCAGACCAGCAGACGUAUUUGGUGAUGAAGAUAGAUUUAUAAGAUACUACAUUAGUAGAUUGAGAAGAUAUGUAAAUUUUAAGACUCCAUUAUGGCAGAAGGGACAAAAGACAAUUAAAAAACCAGUCUAUGUAACUGAUGUUACUGAUGGUGUUAUUAGUGCAUUGAAUGAUCCUGAUGCAGCUGGAAAGACCUUUGAACUUGUGGGGCCUGGCAGUUACUAUUUAUGUGAUAUUCUAGAUUUCAUCUAUAAAUGUGCCAGAUAUCCAACAGGAAAUAUAUGUGGAAUUGGGCCCUACUUUAAAGCAAGAGCCCAUUUCUUUGACAAAGUUCAGUUUUUAUCUCAUGGAUAUCCAAGAUUUGUAUUGGACAGACUUGAGAAGGAGCAUGUUUCAGAUACAUUGACUGGAUGCCCAACAUUAGAAGAUCUUAAUGUCAAACUACACUCAUUUGAGAAAGUGUGCCCAUUUAUUACAGCACCAUAUGUCCGUGAAAACUAUUACGCUCCAUCACUUGGUGAAUUUAAGAUUCCAGAGUCCAUAAAAUCUACAGUAAGACCAGCUGGAGCCUCAUACUAAGUGGACUGUGGUUUAGUUAAACAAUUUAGAUUCAAAUUGAUAAAAGGAAUGCUAAGAAACAGAUUUAUAAAGUUUUAAUUUAUGUAUGUCUUUGAUGGCUUAAUUAAACUUUAGUUGUU